Molecule: messenger RNA, 10040 nt
Organism: Harpia harpyja (harpy eagle)
Lineage: Eukaryota; Metazoa; Chordata; Aves; Accipitriformes; Accipitridae
Gene: BRPF3
Product: bromodomain and PHD finger containing 3
Exons: 14
Coding region: 230-3745 (1171 amino acids)
Biological process (GO): regulation of transcription by RNA polymerase II
Cellular component (GO): MOZ/MORF histone acetyltransferase complex
Molecular function (GO): protein binding
Source: RefSeq, a predicted model, not a curated record
ACGGAGCCGACAUCUUGUGCCCUCCCCUCCCGCCGCCGGCUGGGUGAGCCCGUCCGCCCCAGGGGGGAGGGGAGGGGGGAGGGAGAAAGAGAGAAUUUAAAAAAAAAAAAAAAAAAAAAAAAGGAAAGCCAAAAAAAAAAAAAAUACCCCCAAAAAGGAGGCGGCGGCAACGGUGGAGACUGCCGCGGCGGCGGCGCGCUGAGGCGGCCAGGGUCUCUGGACUGCAGCGAUGAGGAAGCCUCGGAGGAGGUCCCGGCAGAACUUGGAGGGGAGGCGUUCUCCCUCGCCCUACAGCCUCAAGUGCUCACCGACUCGGGAGACACUGACAUACGCUCAGGCCCAGCGGAUCGUGGAGGUAGAUAUUGAUGGGCGGCUUCAUCGCAUCAGCAUCUACGAUCCCCUAAAAAUCAUCACAGAGGACGAGCUGACUGCCCAGGACAUCACAGAGUGCAACAGCAACAAGGAAAACAGCGAGCAGCCCCUAUUCCUUUCCAAAUCUAAAAAAACACCUUCCAAAGGCAAGAAGAAAGAGUCCUGCUCCAAAUAUGCACCAGGGACAUCUUUACACUUACCCCAGCCCAACUUCCGCGUGGUGGACUCCUUCAGCCAGCCAGAUGCCCCUCCUCUCCCUGCCGCCUACUACCGGUACAUUGAAAAGCCCCCUGAGGACCUCGAUGUAGAGGUGGAGUAUGACAUGGAUGAGGAGGAUCUGGCAUGGCUGGAAAUGGUCAAUGAAAAGAGAAGGGAUGAUGGUUAUGGGACAGUUUCUGCUGACACUUUUGAGCUGCUGGUGGAUCGGUUGGAAAAGGAGUCAUACGUCGAGAGCCGGAACAACGUGGGUCAGCAGUCCCUCAUCGAUGAGGAUGCCUUCUGCUGUGUCUGUAUGGAUGAUGAGUGUCACAACAGCAAUGUCAUCCUGUUCUGUGAUAUCUGCAAUCUGGCCGUGCACCAGGAGUGUUAUGGCGUGCCCUAUAUCCCUGAGGGGCAGUGGCUUUGCCGCUGCUGCUUACAGUCCCCUUCUCGCCCUGUGGAUUGUGUCCUUUGCCCAAACAAAGGUGGAGCCUUCAAGCAGACCAGCGAUGGCCGCUGGGCUCACGUGGUUUGUGCCAUCUGGAUCCCAGAGGUCUGCUUUGCAAACACUGUGUUCCUGGAGCCCAUUGAAGGGAUAAAUAACAUCCCCCCGGCUCGGUGGAAGCUCACAUGCUAUAUCUGCAAGCAGAAGGGCAUGGGAGCUGCUAUCCAAUGCCACAAGGUGAACUGUUACACUGCCUUCCACGUCACCUGUGCCCAGCGGGCUGGUCUGUUCAUGAAGAUCGAACCCAUGAGGGAGACCAGCAUCAAUGGCACAACAUUCACCGUGCGCAAGACUGCCUAUUGUGAGAGUCAUUCCCCACCUGGGACAGUGAAAAAAGGGUCUCCAGCUGCUAGCGUUGAGAGGCAGGAGGACACUGUGAAGGAGGAGGGAGAGGAGGAAGCCAAUUCUGGCCCUCCCAAAGGGUCUCUGAAAAAGAACCAAGUGAAAUUGAAGCAGAAGAUCAAAAAGGAGCCUGGUGAUGUGACCGAUGGGCAUUUGUCUGUGCCCUUGGUGACGGUCACACAAAUCCCCUCUUACAGGCUGAACAAAAUCUGCAGUGGCCUCUCAUUCCAGAGGAAGAACCAGUUCAUGCAGAGGCUCCACAACUACUGGCUGCUGAAGCGGCAAGCGAGGAACGGCGUGCCCCUGAUCCGGCGCCUGCACUCGCACCUCCAGUCCCAGAGGAACGCGGAGCAGAAGGAGCAGGAUGAGAAGACCAGUGCAGUGAAGGAAGAGCUGAAGUACUGGCAAAAACUGCGGCAUGACUUGGAGAGGGCACGGCUGCUCAUCGAGCUGAUCCGUAAGCGGGAAAAACUCAAACGGGAGCAGGUCAAGGUUCAGCAGGCUGCUAUGGAGCUACAGCUGACCCCUUUCAAUGUACUUCUGCGCACAACACUGGACCUGUUGCAGGAGAAGGAUGCUGCCCAAAUCUUCGCAGAGCCUGUUAACCUGAACGAGGUUCCAGAUUACCUGGAAUUCAUUUCCAACCCAAUGGAUUUUUCCACCAUGAGGCGGAAGCUGGAGUCCCACCUGUACCGAACAUUGGAUGAGUUUGAGGAAGACUUUAACCUUAUAGUUACCAACUGCAUGAGGUAUAAUGCUAAAGACACGAUUUUCCACCGAGCAGCUGUCCGGCUCAGAGACCUCGGAGGAGCGAUAUUGCGUCAUGCACGGCGGCAGGCUGAAAACAUCGGCUUUGACACUGAUGUGGGGAUUCACCUGCCUGAGUCACCCAAAACCGAGGACUUUUACCGCUUUUCUUGGGAGGAUGUGGAUAACAUCCUCCUCCCGGAGAACCGGGCUCACCUCUCCUUGGAGGCCCAGCUGAAGGAGCUGCUGGAGAAGCUAGACAUGGUGAGCACCAUGCGGUCCAGCGGCGCCCGGACACGACGCAUCCGGCUCCUGAGACGGGAGAUCAACUCCAUUCGGCAGAAGCUGGCCCAGCAGCAGAACAAGACCAUACCCAAUGGGGAGCCUGUGCCACGGGAAGAGGGGACAGAUAAAACAUCAAGGGAAGGGGACGAGGAAGGGGAGAAAGCAGAUGAUGCCAAGCCCCCGCACCCUCCAACUCUGGAGCCCACAGGACCCGCACCCUCCCUCUCGGAGCUGGAGUCUCUGCAGGACCCUCCAACGCUCAAACCCAUCAGUGAAAGCAAGUCCUUGAAUCAGCUGCAGAAGAGGGUGAUGUCGGACAGGGAACUCUUUGACAAGAAGACGCUGCAGCGGGAGAGCCAAGCCUUCCAGCGCCUGCUCAGCGACAACGGCCUGAACGGACUGGCCUUGCCGCCUGCAGACACCCCUGCCAGCCCCCCCUUCAGCGGCGUGGGCCGACGGACAUCUGUCCUUUUUAAAAAAGCUAAGAAUGGGGUGAAGCUGCAAAGAGGCCUGGACUGCUCCCUGGAGAACGGGGAGGACCACAGGCAGAGUGGGCAGCUUUCACCCUCCCGCCCUGACGGAGAGCGACAAGCUCGGAAGCGGCCACAGAGCAGGACCUGCAGUGAGAGUGAUGGAGAGAAGUCGCCCAGGCAGGCAGGACAGAGAGGAGUGACUAACGGCUUUGCGAAGCACGCAGAAAGCGGCUCUGACUCUGAGUGCAGCUCUGGCCUGGGUGGUGGACUGGUGUUUGAAGCCUGCAGUGGUUUGAUGCCUCCCAAGCGAAGUCGAGGGAAGCCAGCUCUUUCUCGGGUGCCCUUUUUGGAAGGUGUGAAUGGAGACUCUGAUUACAGCAGCUCAGGCAGGACUCUCCUGAUGUCCUUUGAGAGUCAGGCUGAGCUGGAGCCCUUGGAGCUUGUGUGGGCCAAAUGCCGUGGCUAUCCCUCCUACCCUGCCUUGAUAAUCGAUCCCAAGAUGCCACGCGAGGGUUUGCUCCACAAUGGAGUCCCCAUCCCAGUCCCACCCAUGGAUGUGUUGAAGUUGGGGGAGCAGAGGCAGACAGAGGCAGGAGAAAAGCUCUUCCUUGUCCUUUUCUUUGACAACAGGAGAACCUGGCAGUGGCUUCCACGUGACAAAGUCUAUCCCCUCGGCGUGGAUGACACAGUGGACAAGUUAAAGAUGAUGGAAGGACGAAAAACCAGCAUCCGCAAGUCUGUGCAGGUGGCAUACGACCGAGCCAUGAUUCACAUGAGCCGCGUGCGGGGAGAUCAUCCCUUCGUUACGUCCAAUUAUCUGUAAGGGGUCGGGGUGGCUGGUCCUCCUUUUCCUCCAGACCCCGCGCUCUCUGCGUUGGCAGAGUGGACCGUCUUGUGCACUGACCGGCCAGGGGAUGCCGUUCCCAGCAGCUGUCAGCACUCCUUGAAGUACCCUGAAAUGUGCCAAAAAGCCUGUCCAGCUUCUUUCUGAAUGUGUCUUGCUGAAGAGCUGGCAGGAGAUGAAGUGUAUAGUCUACAGGGCCAGGAGUAAGGUAGUUAGGAAAAGCUGCCAGGUGACGGGAGCCAAGGUGAGCUGAUGCAGUGACCAGAGCACAGCUCUGGGAUGUUCGGACCUCAUGCACCCUCCCUCGCCCCUGCCUUCCCCGUGCCGCCGGGGUUUUUAAGUCAUCAGCCAGCCCAAGUAAUUCCCAGGAACCCGUCACCACUGUAACUGAACCAGGAAAUCCCAACUGGACUUUAUUGUGCCAAAUUUACCCUAACCAUCAUUGGCCUUUUCAUUUUUUUAAAUGACAUUGAUUGUCCCAUCGCAUUAAACAAAAAAAUCGUAGCUGGGAGUUCACAUUACAAUUUUCCUGCCUACGUACGUAGUGUUUUCAUGUUAGAUUUCUGUCACUGCAUUUAGAAAAGCUUGAGAUUUUUUGGUAACCUUCCCCUCUGCUGCACACACUUACAUGCAUAGAUGCACAGAGCUUUAAAUACAAAAAGAAAAUUACCUGAUUUUUGUGUGUGUGUAUGUCCUAGAAAUUUAUUUGGUAGUUUCACAUUUAAAUUCUGAUUUCUGUGACUGUGCUUGUUCCAGUAACAUUUCAUAUCAUGGUUUAGUACAAUACUGAGUCUAAGCAAAGAUAACUUCCUUUUUUUAAGAAGUAAAACUAAUUUUGGAGGUGCCUAAUGAGCUGGAGCAGCUUUGCAGGCACUGAGGUUGAUCAGGGUUGGAGAGAGAUACAUCUUUUGUGUUGGUUUAUGCACAUUUGGUGUAAGGCUUCUCUUCCUUUCUUCCCUUUUUUCUGUCUCUGACGUUUUCCUCUGGCUCGGUUUGGGUUGAAACCAAGCGCUAACUAGAGCACACGACCAUUUUGCCUUUUCGCCUUCUCCCACACACACAUAUCCUUUCCCUGGUGUGUGGGUCUCCAGCGUUGUCAUCCAUUAAAACCCAAGUAAACCCAGCUCUGCAGACAAUCCCUGUUUUUUUGGGUUUGCAUUUUAAAAACAGGGACAACUGAUGUUUGGAAACUUGAUGACAAAACCUUUUCUAUUAGCCAAGGACAUUAUGAUUUCUCUGAUCUCUUCUGUUGUGUAUCCCUUUUUGCUUUCCCAUUUUAAGAACCAAAGGUGCAGAGCAAGAUUGUAGAUUGAAUAUCAUCAUUUCACUUUUUAACUCAAUAUUUUUUUAUUAUUUUAACUUUUUCAUACUGAAGAGAAUGUGGGGUCAAAAUAAUAAUAAUUAAUAAUAAUAAUGAAUAGUGGGGAGUAAUCACUGCCAUUUCUACUUGGUCUACUUUUUUAAAAUACCACUUCUUAUACAUUGGGACAUGGAACCACACUUUAGGGAAGAUUCCUGUAACAUAUAGAGAUGGGGCAUAGGAUUUUGUAAUAAUAAUAAUAAUAAUAAUAAUAAUAAUAAUAAUAAUAAAGCCUAUGGAGUGUGGCUAGGGAAGGAUGUUGUGUAUAUAGUUGUAAAAUAUUGUUCUAAAUUAUUUAGACCUAUUGUCACCAUUCUUGAAGUCCUCAGUUGUGUUGCUGGGUCUUUUAUAUGCACACAGUGUAAUUUAUUUAACGGAACAUACACUUUUCCAGGUGGUAGCUCAGCUGUGGACUUGUGACCUGUGUAUAUGUUUUAAGAUUUUGGGAGUUGGGUUUUUUGGUUUUUGUUUUGUUUUGUUUGUUUUUAAAUGACAUUUUAGAAUUGGAAUUGGCUAAUAUCCUGCUGUUGCUACGGGACCUAAACGUUACUGUCAGUCUGCUGUAAAGCACAGAUCGCUCUAUUUAUUGUAGAAAGUGAGUUUAUUUGCUUUCUAGAAUUGUUUAUAUCAGAUGGUAUAAGAGAGGUAAUAAGAAAAUCUAUGCUUGUAAAGAAAAAAAAUGCUAAUUUUACCUACUAUAAUCUGACUGUCUGAGACUAUAUUUUCUCUCUGAGAAAUAAAUGUUCUAAUGUAUAAAAAAAAAAGAAAAAAGAGUCCUUCCUUGCUAGUGUUGUCCUGAGGUCCAGGACCCCACUUACCGUGAUGGUGUUUAUUCGUCCCAGUUGUCCUAAAUGCAGGCGUAAAGCGGUUGCAAAGAGCAGUGAUAGGGAAGGGACACACGGAGGGAUGUUUCUGCCUCAAACGAGGUGAGUUUGUUCCCUGUGCAAUGGGUAACAGGGUUGGGUGCUGCAGGAUGGCAUCCCGCCGGGGGGUGGCCAAGAGCCCCGAAGGAAUGGGAAUUGGGAAUUGGGGGCUUGAAUCCCAUCUGCUGGUGAUGUCCGUGGCCCUUGGUGGGCCUGAGGGCUCCUGCGAUGCCGGGCCGUGGGCAGUGAGAUGUGCCAGCAGACGGAGACAGGAGCCAAGCGAUGCGGCGAUGGCAGGGCCGGACUCUGCAGCCGGGCUGGUCCCUGGCUCCUGGCUGGGGAGGGUUUCUCAUCUUAGCAGGGCUCUCGCAUUGUCUCUCUUCCCUAAGAUGCAUUUUCCCUCCCUGCACAGGUUCGUGUUGCCGCAGGCGGUGGUGCACCAUCGGGACCCCUUUGCUGCUCGGCCCCUCUGUGCAGACCCCGGGUUUCGCUGGAAGCUGCUGCUCUCCGAGGAUGCAGGUAUCGUUCCCAUCCACCACGAGCACAAAGCCCUUCUGGGGCCAGAGGCACAGAUCCACUGCUGUGAUGCAAAACCCUGCAGGAGCCAGGGGAUGCUUUUCCCUCUCUUUCCCGCCAUCCUGUUGUCAGCUCCAGCACCACAAAUUCAGCAGGAGACAGAUACGGUCACCUGCUUCGAGGCCUCAUCCUGGCUCUGACCUCCUUGCCCAGCCUCUCUGCCUGCCUUGCUGGCACAUCCUCUGCCUCCUAGGCUCAGACAAUUGUCAGCCUGAUCUGUGAAAAGCCCCAGUUUCCAAUAAUCUCUCGUCCCCAGCAGCUGCCAUGCUGUAAUGGUCCCUGACCCUCAUCUCCAACUGAUACUGAAUACUGAGUAAUUAAAUUCCUGUUUUCCCCCUAAUACAUUUGUCCUUUCAGAUACUUCUGCCUUCAAUUUGAAGGCAGGGCUGCCAUGGGUCUCUGCAAUACCAGUUUGUAAAGCUGGGUUUGCCCUGCCUGGAUCCAGCCCUGGCAGCAGCAUCUGCGGGAGCUGCCGAGAUCCGCUGUCCCUCCGGAGCUGGUGCAACAGCAUCUCCUGGGGCUGCCACCAACGGCACCUUUGCCUGAAACCAGUGAUUAAUUUGCAGUUUUGCAAGCAAAACUUUCUGGCAGAGAAGUUUAAUUUCCCCUUGAUUACGUGGUGCAUGUUGGUUGGUGUUGUCAAUGCUGCAGGUGCAGCCACCAGCCCUGCCCCAUCCGUUUCUCCGUGUUUCUUUUCAGAGUUGCAAAAAAAGAAGAAACAAAAUCAAUGAGAACAAGAAGAUCCCAUGGCUCGGCAUGCUGGCCAGAUAAGGACAUAGCUCUUCAUCUGGUGUUGGGGCGACACUGAAGGCCGGCAGAUUUUGAUCAAGGGGAAGGGAAGUUCAUUGGAUUUCUGCAACCAUUCCUAAUUUUCUGAAUUUUGUUUUUUUAUCGAGGUGCUGGGCGCAAGGGUGGCAGGUAAUGGCCAUGAACGAGUUAUGUCCCAGAGCCAGAGAAGGGUCUUGCUUGUGGACGUGCCCUUCAAAAAGUCUCCCAGAGGAGACUGAAAUGCAAGAGCAGGGUGGUCCGUGCCCCUCCGGCCGCUGCAGCACUGGCUCAGGGGUGCAGGGGGGGUGCAGGGGCCAUGCCCAGCCCUGGGUGCCCACAGGUAGGUGCUCACACACAUGUAUUUAUUUGUGGGAUGGGUCUCCUUAUGGCAAGUGCUGCUUCCACACCGACAGAGGAUGAGUUUUUCAAGUACUGACUACACACCCACAGCCAUAGGUACAUCCAGGGGACAGCUCUCCUUGCAUGCUCAUUAUAAUUGUUGGUAAGUAUAAUUAGCACUUUCUAUAUAGACAUAGCAUAUAUAUGCAAUGCAAGUAUGCUUCAGGAGAAAACGGGGGCAGAUUUCUCCACUGUGUGUGACUCAGCCAGACCCUUGGGGAGGUCCCAGUCCCCUUUGGUGAGGACAGGGGAGUUCACACCAGGCGCUGUGCAUGGGUUUGGCCUCGGGCUUUUCUGCGUGAGAAAAAACGACGGGAAGGAAGGAGCGGCGUGGAGCCAGCUCCUUAGAGGCAGAUGGAUAGCAGGUGACAAAACCUAAUGGUGCCGCCGUGCUGAGGAUUAAUCCUCUCCUGCUCCGGCCUCCCAAAAUAGCCCUGGCUCGCUGGGCUGUGCCUUGCAGGAUGUGUCCAGGAUUGGCAGCCCCUGGAGCCAGGGUCCCCACACUGGCCUGGGUGAGGGCCACCGUGGUGGGGAGUGGGGGCUUGGGGCAGCGAUGGGGAGGAGAGGGAGAGUAGCAGGUGGGUAAUACAUAUUUAACGUGUGCUUCAGCACUUGGAGUGCUGGAGCUUGGGUAGCAGCUAGGAGGAAAGCCACAAACUAUUUUUAUUUUUCUUCCUUGCAGCAGCAGAUGUGGGCAGCCCGCGUCCUCGGGGCAAGCCAGGGCCCCUUUGCAGCUCAGGAGGGGAGGGGAGUCUGACCUGGGAAGGAUGGAGAUGGGGAAGAAAGGCAGCAUGGAUGGACAGGACGGGCAGAUAAAGACGUUUUGCAGCGUUUGCAGAUCAGGAGCACUUCAGUGCGUGCCAAGCAGGAGGUGAAGCUGAUGGCAAACGGAGCUUGGGCCUCGCUCCCUGCUGAGGGAAAUACAAAAGGAGUGUGUGGCCGGGCUGGGGAAGGGUUUUGUGAAAAAUUUCCACAACCAGCAGGUGUUUUCCUUAAAGAAAAGCCCAGCUUUUGCUCUGAUCAGAGCCCUUUUGAUAAUGGAAAUAACUAUAUUUUGUUUGCCACUCUUGGUGUGAGCCAGGCGAGCUGGGACGGUGCUGGGGAGAUGCCGGGGUGAAUCCGUUGGGAUUCAGCUGCAUCUCAGUUCUGUUCCUGGCAGGAAACCUCCCCUCACCCACGGUCCUGACCCAGCAAGGAGAAGCUGAGGCUGUAAAAUGUGUAUUGGAAUUCGGUGAGGUUUUCAGCGACGCACCAGAGUUACAGGGGUAGCCAAAAUGGGGGGAUGGACAGACAGACAGACAGAGAAAGGGUGGACGGGCAGUGCUAGAAACCGAUGGCUCUCGCAGUGCUCACAUGGAUGGGGAAACUGGAUUUUCUCUCCAGUUUAUUGACUUCAUUCUUGGCACUGUCCUGAUCAACUCCUCUCUUCCCACCCGUAGGUAUUUUCUUAAAAGAAUUCCUCCAGUAAAAAAAAAUACAGAACACAAGAAAACCCACCUGGCUCAUUCUAAAAAGCACAAUAUUAAAUUUUAUAUCCUAAUUUUCUGGCUAAUCAGAUCCCCCGCUGGCUGGAGCAAACAACCAGCCUGUUGUACAAGACAACGAAAAGCGGCACUUUAAUAACAGAGCAGCGAGCAGCUGCCAUUCUCCCCCGCCGCCAUCCAUCAGAGAGUGUUUGAUGGAAAAGAAAUAAAGGAACCAGUAAGACAUUUUCAAUGAAUGGAAAUAAAUGUUAGAGCUUUGCCUGGGGAUUUAUGGAGACCAUUGGCCAGAGACAUGAUCCGAGUUUGCUGGGACAGGCAGCGACACAUCCUGAGACCAGUGCAUGGCAAUCUUUUGCCCCGGUUCUUAUUUUGGCUGUGUCAGAUUUCCUGCCCAUCAGCCAUGUUUGAUCAACGCUCAUUAGAGCAAAAUUAAUAGCCCCUGCACACGGUACAGGUUGCUUGGAGUCCAACUCCACUUUGCAAGGUGAUGGAGCUGUGCAGCCCCACGAGCUGCAGCACCGUGACCCCGGUGCGAAGCCAUGGAGCCCUGUGAGCCAGGGAACCUCUGCAGCUACAGCACACGCUGGGCAUUUCCACGGGCACGGAGAGCUCCUGCCGUCGGAGAAAAGCCAGGAGGGCUGCCAGCACCGCUGAGCUGUCAUGGGAACUUGCAUUGGGAUGCUGGUGAAGAAGUUGCAUCAUAGCUCAUGUGUUUUAACUCCGUUUUUACUUCGACACUGAUCAGAAAGGAAAUGAAAGUGUCAUGCUAAUGUAUUUUAAUUAGUCCAUUAGCAUUGCUAAAUAAAAUAAAUUUUGCAGGCAGA